AUCAGCUGGAAGUUAUCGACACAUUUUCUGUAAAUACAUCGAUAACUGCGCUUGCAGAGUGAAAAACGUAAAUAAAAGAUAAAAUCAGUGCAAACCAAUGAAAAUCAACCACAAAUAUGAGUUCGACGACGACGUGGCCUCUAUCUGCGAGUCGACGGCCGCACUGACGGAGGGCUGUCGUCUGCCCGUGCGGAUGCACAAAACGGACGACUGGCCACUAGCGGAGAUCGUGAGCAUCAAGGAACUCGACGGGCGACGGCAAUUCUAUGUACAUUAUGUGGACUUCAACAAGCGCCUGGACGAGUGGGUCAACGAGGAGGACCUAUACACGCGCAAGGUACAGUUUCCGCGGCGAGAUGGCUCCCAGACGGGCACCAGCACUGGUGUGACUACGCCGCAGCGUCAUCACUCCCUAGCGGGCAGCGUAUCACGUCCCACGUCACCACAGCACCCCGCUUCUGGUGUUGGAGCUUCUACAGCACUUGCAGCAGGCGGCGCAAUUACUGCCGGCGGGCCGCCAGUCGCGCACGGUGGUGGUGGUGGCAGUGGUAUCAGCGGCGGCCCUGUCACCCCAACACCCAGUACUCCCGGCGGUGGUAGCGGAGAGCUCGUCAACGGCAACAACCUUGCAGCCGCCUUGCAAAAGCGCAUCAAUCGCAAACGGAAGGUGCAUGGUGCCACCGCACACGGACACCAUACACUACAGGCACAGCAGCAUCCGCAUUCGGGGACCGCGCAAACGCCAUCAGCCACAACUGUCGUUACACACGUAACCGGAGACGGACUGAUAAACGCAGCCACUGAGGACGGCGAUGGAUCGCAGGACGGCAAGAUACCGACGCCCAGACAGUCGGGCAGCAUGGUGACGCACCAGGACGAUGUAGUAACGCGCAUGAAGAACGUAGAGAUGAUCGAGCUAGGGCGGCACCGCAUAAAACCCUGGUACUUCUCGCCGUAUCCCCAGGAGCUGUGUCAAAUGCCUUGCAUCUACAUCUGUGAGUUCUGCUUGAAAUACCGGAAGAGCAGAAAGUGCUUGGAGCGGCACCUGUCCAAGUGCAACCUAAGACAUCCGCCGGGCAACGAGAUUUACCGCAAACACACUAUCUCUUUCUUCGAGAUCGACGGGCGGAAGAACAAGGUGUACGCCCAGAAUCUCUGUUUGCUAGCCAAGCUCUUUCUCGACCACAAGACCCUCUACUAUGACACUGAUCCGUUCCUGUUUUACGUAAUGACCGAGUUCGAUUCGCGUGGCUUUCACAUCGUGGGGUACUUCUCCAAGGAAAAGGAGAGCACCGAAGAUUAUAACGUUGCCUGCAUCCUCACCAUGCCGCCAUAUCAGCGCAAGGGCUAUGGCAAGCUGCUUAUCGAGUUCAGCUACGAGCUGUCCAAGUUUGAGGGUAAAACGGGCUCGCCGGAGAAGCCGCUGUCGGAUCUGGGGCUGCUCUCGUACCGAUCUUACUGGGCGCAGACGAUAUUAGAAAUCUUUAUCAGCCAAAACCCGAGCACGGAUGGCGAAAAGCCAACGAUAACAAUCAACGACAUAUGCGAGUGCACCUCGAUUAAGAAGGAGGACGUGAUCUCGACGCUGCAGAACCUGAAUCUGAUAAAUUACUACAAGGGUCAAUACAUAGUGUGCAUCAACCGCGACACCAUCGAGCAGCACCGCCGGGCGAUGGAUAAGCGCAAAAUCCGCAUUGACUCCAAGUGCCUGCACUGGACGCCCAAGGACUGGUCCAAACGUUCCAAGUGAAUGCUACUUACACGCUUAAGCACGUCCAGGAUGGACCUGAAAUAACAUUUGCAGACUUCGUUCUUUAUAAUUGUGUAAAUGCAGGGUAUAAUAAAUGUGUAAAAUAAAAACUCCUCCUCGACCACUA
This is a messenger RNA of Drosophila serrata, 1877 nucleotides long. It is a transcript of the gene Tip60, whose product is annotated as Histone acetyltransferase Tip60. Lineage: Eukaryota; Metazoa; Arthropoda; Insecta; Diptera; Drosophilidae. Gene Ontology annotation, biological process: double-strand break repair via homologous recombination; regulation of DNA-templated transcription. Gene Ontology annotation, molecular function: histone H4K16 acetyltransferase activity. The record is from RefSeq and is a predicted model, not a curated record. Gene Ontology annotation, cellular component: NuA4 histone acetyltransferase complex.